AUGUCGCAUCGGCACGCCGGGAACCACGAGAAGAGCACCCAGGAGGGCACCCGGAAGGAGGAGAGGACACAGGUGUGCAAGCUUCAGCACUCUGGAAAGCAGAUUGUGGUCUGUCAUCAGGGUCCAGUUCCUGUUCGGAGGAAGGUGAUGCCCAGCAUCCUCAGCCGGCCAGCA
This is a messenger RNA of Pelobates cultripes (western spadefoot toad), 174 nucleotides long. Lineage: Eukaryota; Metazoa; Chordata; Amphibia; Anura; Pelobatidae. The record is from the annotation of a GenBank genome assembly.